UGAAACUUUUUAAUCAAAUAAAAGCUUUUCAUUUUUAUCGAUUGUAGUUUAUUUCGAAAGAAUUGGUAGAUUUUGUUCGUCUCCAUGAAAAUGACUUCUUUCAAUUUUUCGUCGUACAAUAUCAUCAAGUGGGAAAUGAAACGAUCCAACGAGAUUUUGAAUGAAAAAUUGAAUUUGGAAGAUACGGAUAGUGCAUUAAACAACAUGGUAGACGUCAGAGCCUGUUAUAAGCCAAACGGAAAAUAAAUAACGCAUGAUCUCGCCAUGGUAGCGGUGGUACAAUAUUUCUAAGAGGCCAUUUAAGUAUGUGGUCCCAUUUGUCAUUUUUCUAUAUAUGGGUCCAGAUUUGUUGAUUUCUACAGUCUACUUUAUGCCAAGGGUAAUUGUUGAAGAUCACCAAUGUAUAUGUCCAUUGGCAAUUAUUUUGGAAAUAUAUUGACUUAUCAUCAAAUAUGAUCAACAAUGAGUGAGUCAUGGUUUCGAGGUGUACGGAGCAGCAAAUUCCGUCACGUUUAUGGUAUACCAGCAAAAAGAGAAAAAUGUUAUGACAACAUCAAGAUUACAAAAAAUGCUCAUGACUCACAAUUUUGUGCUGUCAAUCCAAAAUUUUUAGCAGUUGUUACAGAAGUAGCAGGAGGUGGUGCUUUUCUUGUAUUACCUCUCGAUAGAACUGGACGUUUGGAUUUCAAUGCUAGUAGAGUUACUGGACAUACAGGGCCUGUUUUGGAUAUUAAAUGGAAUCCAUUCAAUGAUAAUAUCAUUGCUUCUUGUUCAGACGAUUGCACAAUUAAAUUAUGGCAUAUACCAGAUGGGGGGUUAUCUAGAAACUUAUCGGAAUGGCUUAUUGAAUUACAAGGUCAUAAACGUCGAGUAUCAUACAUAGAUUGGCAUCCUGUAGCUGAAAAUAUCCUUUUUAGCAUAGGUUUUGAUCAUCUUGUUAUUGUUUGGGAUGUCGGUAGAGGAGAAGCAGUCAACAUUAUUGACAGACAUCCUGAUGUAAUAUAUAGUUUAUCUUUAAAUCGGGAUGGAAGUUUAUUAGCAACAACAUGUAAAGAUAAAAGAUUACGUGUCUUCGAGCCUAGAUCUGGCAUUAUAGUUUCGGAAGGAAUCUGUCAUGCUGGAACCAAAGCAAGUAAAGUGGUAUUUCUUGGUGGAUCUGGACGUCUAUUAACUACUGGAUUUAGUAGACAUUCAGAUAGACAAUACGCAAUUUGGUGUCAACAUGAUUUAACAGCUCCUCUUACUCGUGAAACUAUAGAUUCAUCGAGCGGUGUUAUUUUCCCAUAUUUUGACAAUGAUACAAAUAUGGUCUAUUUAGCAGGAAAGGGUGAUGGUAACAUUCGAUAUUAUGAGGUAGUUAAUGAAGUUCCAUGGAUGCAUUAUCUCAGUCAAUUCAUCUCUGGUAAUCCACAAAGAGGAUUAGGAGUAAUGCCAAAAAGAGGCAUAAAUACAAGUAUUUGUGAGGUCUUUAGAUUUUAUAAAUUACAUGCAACUCGAGGCAUGUGUGAACCAAUUUCUAUGAUCGUACCUCGAAAGAGCGAUCAAUUUCAAGAAGACUUAUAUCCUGAUACUAUAGGUACCUGUCCUGGACUUUCAGCAAGAGAUUGGAUUAGUGGUAUGAAUAAUCCACCGAUAUUAAUAUCACUUAAAACAGGUGGCAGUAUUUCAACGCACAAGCCACGCAUUUACAAGCAACCAUUAAUACCUCCAGCAACAGAUUUAAAUAAUAAGAAAAAAUUUGCAUUUUUAUCUACUGAAACUGUUCCUGAUUACAGACCGGUAGAAUUGCACAAUAUAACAGAAAAAAGUCAAAAGACAUCCAGCAAUCAGAGCACCAAAUUUCAACAAUUACAACAGAAAUUUGCCAAUGCAAAUUUACAAAAUAAUAUAAUAGCGACAUCGCUAAGCAAUAAUAAAGUUAUGGAGACAAUUGAUGUUCCUCCUAACAACGAAGCAGAACUUAGAUUGGCAUAUGUACGUCAAGCGGAUGAAUUAAGAUUGAUGCGUCGUCAACUUGCUAAUAGUCGACUUCGAGUAAAGGAGUUAGAAGAACAAGUGUGGAAAUUACAAAAUCAGUAAUGCUUGAAAAUGCCUCUCAGUCAAAGAACUUUGUCAGUAUCCUUUAUAUAAACUUUUUAUACAUUUCAUGCAAAUUGUUAAACCAAAUAGUCUGCUAUAUUUGUGCUUUAAGAACAAAGUAAUCUUCAAUGUUUAUGAAUAUCGAAUGAAAUUGCAUGCAUAAGUUCUUUUUUUUUUUUUUUUUUUUUACAAUUUUGUAUUGGUGGUUAUAUAAAAUAUGUGGGUAUUUAAGUACAUUAUCAUCAAAAUUUAUACAAAUUGUGUAUAAAU
This is a messenger RNA of Polistes dominula (European paper wasp), 2349 nucleotides long. RefSeq names its product coronin-2B. Gene Ontology annotation, molecular function: actin filament binding. NCBI's taxonomy places the organism in Eukaryota, Metazoa, Arthropoda, Insecta, Hymenoptera, Vespidae. The record is from RefSeq and is a predicted model, not a curated record.